Dipodomys ordii (Ord's kangaroo rat) is the source of this 876-nucleotide messenger RNA. RefSeq names its product skin secretory protein xP2-like. The transcript is spliced from 5 exons. NCBI's taxonomy places the organism in Eukaryota, Metazoa, Chordata, Mammalia, Rodentia, Heteromyidae. Bases 1 to 876 code for a protein of 291 amino acids. The record is from RefSeq and is a predicted model, not a curated record.
AUGGCGGAUGCCAGCAUCGACACCCUUGGCUGCUCACUGUCCCCUGGCUUCCUGUCCAGGGAGGUCCGGAUGUGCCCGGAGCCGCAGCCCUGUGUCCACCCUCCCCGCGGGGCCCACGAGGUCCCGCUGCCCGAGGGCCACGCAGAGGAGCCCACACAGAGCCACGCAGAGGAGCCCACACAGGGCCACGCAGAGGAGCCCACACAGGGCCACGCAGAGGAGCCCACACAGAGCCACGCAGAGGAGCCCACACAGAGCCACGCAGAGGAAGGAGCCCACACAGAGCCACGCAGAGGAGCCCACACAGAGCCACGCAGAGGAGCCCACACAGAGGAGCCCACACAGGGCCACGCAGAGGAGCCCAUACAGGGCCAUGCAGAGGAGCCCACACAGGGCCACGCAGAGGAGCCCACACAGGGCCAUGCAGAGGAACCCACACAGGGCCACGCAGAGGAGCCCACACAGAGCCCACACAGAGCCACGCAGAGGAGCCCUGAGAUUCUGGAGAAGCCGUCCUGCAGUGGGGAACUGACAUCGUCUUCGGCAUCCGCCUGUGCACUUCUACGUAGUCCUGCCUGUUUCUUUGGCCACUUGCUCCUGAAGUAUAUGAAGAACAACUUCCGGAGGAAGGAACAACUCACACCAGGUCGCUGCUCCCAAGAUGGCCACCUACGCGGAGACCAGGCUGCGGGCCCUGCAGCUGCCCAAGGGCCCAUGAGGAUCUCCACACGGACUGUGGAGCACUGUGCCGUCACUGUCCUGGUCGUGACCCCUCCUGAGCCGCAGAGCCAGCCCCACCGGCCUAGCCCUGGCCAGGGCGGCACCGGUCAGGUACUGGAUGCGAAUGAACAGCCACUUCAACUGGAGGCCCCUUAA